Molecule: messenger RNA, 1791 nt
Organism: Jatropha curcas
Lineage: Eukaryota; Viridiplantae; Streptophyta; Magnoliopsida; Malpighiales; Euphorbiaceae
Source: RefSeq, a predicted model, not a curated record
CAGAAUUACCGAAUUUCAAACUAAAUUUUCAUGAAAUGGUAAAGAAUGAAUUUUAAGUUUCGAAAAACAUUUGGAACGGAAUGGAAUCAGGAAUGGAGGUUAUUCCAUUCCAUACUAACCAAAUUACGGCCCUGGGUUCACUUUGAUAUCAUUGAAAAUAUUCUACAGUCAGGAGCAGCUGCUGUUAAUCUGGUUACUGGAGAGAAGCCUGCAGACGUCUACUCCGGAAUAGCCUCUAGGGUACUCAAUAUCAUGCGGAGGGAUGCAGAGAAAGAUCCUGUAGUUUUUCCAGAUGCAUUGCGUGCAAAGACAUUAAUUAAUCAGGUGGAUAGGAAAUUGGUGAAGCAGACAGUGAUGACAUCUGUAUAUGGUGUCACUUAUAUUGGAGCAAGAGAUCAAAUUAAGAGGAGGUUGAAAGAACGUGGUUUUAUUGCAGAUGAAUCGGAGAUCUUUGGUGCAUCUUGCUACGCUGCAAAGGUGACUUUAACUGCCUUGGGGGAGAUGUUUGAAGCUGCACGAAGUAUCAUGAGCUGGCUUGGGGAAUGCGCAAAGGUUAUUGCAUCUGAAAAUGAGCCAGUGAGGUGGACAACUCCUCUAGGACUUCCUGUGGUGCAACCCUACCGAAAAUUAGGAAGACAUCUAAUAAAAACUUCCCUACAGGUUUUAACCCUGCAACAAGAAACUGAAAAGAUUAUGAUCAAGCGACAGAGAACAGCUUUCCCACCAAAUUUUGUUCACUCACUUGAUGGCUCUCAUAUGAUGAUGACUGCAGUUGCCUGCAAAAGGGCAGGCUUAACCUUCGCAGGAGUUCAUGAUUCAUACUGGACGCAUGCAUGUGAUGUGGAUGAAAUGAACAGGAUACUUAGGCAAAAGUUUGUUGAGCUUUAUGAAAUACCAAUAUUGGAGAAUUUGCUGGAGAGCUUUCAGGAAUCUUUUCCCACAUUGCCAUUUCCUCCUUUACCUGAAAGAGGAGACUUUGAUCUGCGGGAUGUGUUAGAAUCACCAUAUUUUUUCAACUGAUCCAUUGCGAGGGCUUCUUUUGAUGUUGAACUACACUUACACCACUUUUAUAGGUGUCGGCCUGUUUCCAAAUCUGAGCAUGAUUUGAGAAGUCCACAAUCUCACAAGAGCUUAAUAGUAGAGACUAGCUGAGCAGUGCCUGUAUAUAUCUUUAGAGUUGUUCCCAACAUCUCCACUGGGUAUGGUCUCUACUUCAUUUGGUCAUAUUGACUAAUGACGCAUUGUAUAGCAAACGUGAACUUUUGUUCUGCAGCUGUAAGUUCUUGGUCCCCUGCAUGUAAGCUUCUCUCGAGUCAAAUCAGCAAGGAUGUGUGUGGUUCUAAGAACUGGUGCUAAGAUCAUGCAGCAUUUAUCUCCGCUAGUUGACAAUCUAUAUCGAGGAUUCAUGGAGUUUGUGAUGUAGUCGAGACUUAUUCUAACGUGCCUGCAUAAUAUGAGGAAAUUCUGAUAGAGCACAGAAGUUCGCUGGAAGCGAUCAACUGUAUUUCCUAUUGUUGUUUAUAUUUUGCCCGCGGUAUCUGUGAUGGUAUUGUGGCCUAUUCCAUAUGUUUUUCCUCAUUAAUGUAAAUAUGAAUUAUGAAUAACUGAAGUAUAUCUACUUCGUAAUAUAUUUGUGAAGGCACACUUCUGUGACAAACUCUGAGUUGGCUUUCAAAGCCACAACCACAAGAAAACAAGGGAUCUGCAGAAACUAUUGACUAGAUAGAAUGUGUUUCGGUAGAUUAUUGGUUCAUAUUUAAACCUGCGAGUUGGUCUUAUUCUUCGUCAUUA